Ilyonectria robusta is the source of this 879-nucleotide messenger RNA. RefSeq names its product nucleophile aminohydrolase. NCBI's taxonomy places the organism in Eukaryota, Fungi, Ascomycota, Sordariomycetes, Hypocreales, Nectriaceae. Bases 1 to 879 code for a protein of 292 amino acids. The record is from RefSeq and is a predicted model, not a curated record. Gene Ontology annotation, biological process: ubiquitin-dependent protein catabolic process. The transcript has 3 exons. Gene Ontology annotation, cellular component: proteasome core complex, alpha-subunit complex; proteasome core complex; nucleus.
AUGACGUCGAUAGGCACGGGCUACGAUCUCCUCAACUCCAUCUUUUCGCCUGACGGCCGGAACUUCCAGGUCGAAUACGCAGUCAAGGCGGUGGAAAAUGGCGGCACCUCGAUUGGUAUCCGAGCCAAGGACGGCGUUGUGCUGGCAGUUGAGAAGGUCGUCGCAUCCAAGCUUCUAAAACCUGGUGCCAACAAGCGUAUUGCCACCGUCGAUAGCCACGUUGGAGCGGUCUACUCUGGCAUGGUUCCCGAUGGCCGUCACUUCGUCGACCGAGCCCGCGACGAGGCCCAGAGCUGGCGACAGAACUUCAAGACCCCCAUCCCCACAUCCGAUCUCGCCUCCCGCAUGGGCGGCUACCUCCAGGCCUACACCAUGUACGGCUCUGUCCGGCCAUUCGGCAUCACCGCCAUCGUUGGCGGUGUCGACACCUCCGAGGAGACCCCCGUCGAUGGCGAGGUCGGUUCCGGGCCCAAGUGCGGCGCCGGUGGCAAGGUCCCUGGCAAGCACGGCGGUCCCUUCCUGUACAUGAUCGAGCCCAGUGGUCUGUACUGGGGCUACUACGGUGCCGCAACUGGCAAGGGUCGCCAGGCCGCCAAGGCCGAGCUCGAGAAGCUGGACUUGCCCGCGGGCAACAUCACCCUGCAUGAGGCCGUCAAGGAGGCCGCGCGCAUCAUCUAUGUGGCGCAGAAGGACAACAAGGACAAGGACUUUGAGCUGGAGAUGACCUGGAUCAGCACGGUCGACGGUCCCACAAAGGGUCGGCAUAUGGAGGUUCCCAAGGAGCUCCGAGAGGAGGCCGAGAGACUAGCAAAGGCCGAGGACGAGCUAGACGAUGAUGAUGAGGAUGAGAAGAAGGAUGACGAUAAGAUGGAGGAUUAG